UCGUUUUGUGGGGUAGUUUCGACGUUGACCUUAACCUAGCGCUGUUAUUACUGAUUUUCCGGUGCCUUUAGCUCAACCAUCUAAAGCUACAAAAUGGUCGUAGCUUCACUUUGCGGCUGGAAUUGUGUUCAUUUAUUUAUGAAUAACAAGCUAAAGCAUUCGUAACGUACAGGCCUGAAGCAACUUUUGCUCGCGUUUUAAGCUAGCUGUUAGCUAAAUGUUUGUUUUCCAUUGACUAGCAUUAGCAUAGUGUUAAACUCAGUUAUUAAUGUUACUCGCUAGCCAGUAAAGAUUAAUUAAUAACGAAUUCGCUCAGUCUAGCAGCGGAAAUAAGGUUUAAGAGCCAUGAGCUUCCCUGGAUACCCCCCUCAGGCAGGUGGAUACCCUCCACAGUCUGGUGCUUACCCUCCUCAGGCAGGUGGCUACCCUCCUCAACCUGGUGGCUAUCCACCACAAGCAGGUGGCUACCCACAGGUACCACAAGGCAGCUGGGGUGGUGGCUCUCUUGGUGGUUAUCCCUCCAUUGGUCUUGACAGCUUAUCCAACCUUGGAUACAAUGCUGGCAUGGCCAGCCAGAUCUCUGCAGGCAUAGGGGGUUUAUCUCUAAACCCAUCCAUUUUCACUCAGCCCCCUGGGGAUGCCCCUCCGCCUGGUGGGCAUGGUGUACCCUCCCCUAACCAACAGUCAUAUGGCUUGUACCCACAGCCAGGAGGGACUAUGCCACAAACUCAAGGCCCAGGGAUGGGCUAUCCUGGACAGCCUGGUUACCCUGGACAGGCUGGUCAGCCUGGUUACCCUGGUCAGCCUGGACAGCCUGGUUACCCUGGACAGGCUGGACAGCCUGGUUUCCCUGGUCAGGCUGGACAGCCUGGUUUCCCUGGACAGGCUGGUCAGCCAGGUUACCCUGGUCAGCCUGGACAGCCUGGUCAGCCAGGUUACCCUGGUCAGCCUGGACAGCCUGGUCAGCCUGGCCAAACUAUGCCUGGUUUUGGAGGACCGCCAGCACCUGCGCCAGGGUACCCAUCAGGCCCUUCACCUAAUCCGUCCAUGCCAUCCUAUGGAGGAGCCAUGCCAGUAGCUCCACCUGUCAAUAGAGGAUUCAGGGGAACGAUUCAAGACUUUCCUGGAGCUGACCCACUCAAAGAUGUUGAGGUUCUGAGGAAGGCCAUGAAGGGCUUUGGAACUGAUGAGCAAGCCAUUAUCAACUUACUGGGGAGUCGCUCUGUGAAACAGCGUGUGCCUUUGCUCCGGGCUUACAAAACAUCUUAUGGAAAGGAUCUGAUUAAGGAUCUGCAUUCAGAACUGUCUGGAGACUUUAGGAAGCUGGUCAUGGCCAUGAUGAAGAGCCCAACUGAGUUGGAUGCCUCUGAGCUCCACUCUGCCAUAAAGGGUGCUGGAACUGAUGAAGCCUGUCUGAUAGAGAUCCUGUCUUCUCGCACCAAUGCAGAAAUCAGAGAGAUAACCCGCGUUUACAAACAAGAAUAUAAGAAGUCACUGGAGGAUGCCAUUAUUGGAGAUACCUCAGGCCACUUCCGCCGGCUCCUAGUUUCUCUAUCCCAGGGCAGUCGUGAUGAACGAGAAAAUGUUGACAUCACUCUUGCUAAACAAGAUGCUCAGACCCUGUAUGCUGCUGGAGAGAACAAGCUGGGAACAGAUGAGUCGAAAUUCAAUGCUAUUUUGUGCGCCAGGAGCAAACCCCACCUCAGAGCAGUGUUUCACGAGUACCAGCAGAUGUGUGGCAGGGAUAUUGAGAAGAGCAUCUGCAGGGAGAUGUCUGGAGACCUUGAGAGUGGGAUGGUGGCAGUGGUGAAGUGCAUUAAGAACACACCUGCCUACUUUGCUGAGAGGCUUAACAAGGCCAUGAAGGGAGCUGGGACUAAAGACACAACCUUGAUUCGAAUUAUGGUCUCCCGUUCUGAAGUUGACAUGCUGGAUAUCCGUCAGGAGUAUGUUAAAAACUAUGGGAAGUCACUGUACACAGACAUCUCUGGAGACACAUCAGGAGACUACAAGAAGCUCCUACUGAAGCUUUGUGGGGGCAGUGACUAAAAAGGAGAACAUCUACUAUAUUAUAAAAACUUAUAACAAUAUCAUAUCUGCUUUAUUUUUAUGCAUUAUGCACAAACUGCAAGUUAGCAUGCCAUGCCAAUGCUUUCAAUGCAAUAUUUACCUGGUUGUAAAAACCUUAUACACAUUGCUACUUAGUUUUGUUUUUUUUUAAUGUAUGCAAUAUGGACAAAAGGGCUUUAUAUUUCAUCACUUGUGGUGUCUUUGCUGGAUAUUUUGAGUUGACUAUAUGUGGCCAAACAAUAGAUUUGUAAGAGAUUAUAUUUACAAUUUAAGAUCUAUAUAUUUUUAAGAUAGUUUAUUUUCAUUGUGCCGAUAUGAUAUCUAAUAUCUGGCAUGUUUAUUAGUUGUCAAAUGCUCAAGAAUGCUGAAUAAUGUAUAAGACAUACAAUAAUACAACAGCAAAGUACCAAAGUUAAUGUUUGCAGUUCUAUAAUCUCUUCUAUAUUUUGUCUACACUUUACUAUUUUUAGUUAUCAUAAUUGCACUGUAUUUGCAUCACAUGCUUUUAUGUGUAUCGUAUAUCUGUCACUAUAGCAUGUAAAUUCUGUCACUUUUCAUAAACUGUUGGUCAUUUUAUCUUUACGAAUCUAAAGGAAAAUAAACAUUGGAAGUAUUUG
Molecule: messenger RNA, 2687 nt
Organism: Monopterus albus (swamp eel)
Lineage: Eukaryota; Metazoa; Chordata; Actinopteri; Synbranchiformes; Synbranchidae
Gene: anxa11a
Product: annexin A11a
Exons: 17
Coding region: 346-2049 (567 amino acids)
Biological process (GO): cytokinetic process; phagocytosis
Cellular component (GO): vesicle membrane; nucleus; cytoplasm
Molecular function (GO): calcium-dependent phospholipid binding; calcium ion binding; phosphatidylserine binding
Source: RefSeq, a predicted model, not a curated record